Haliaeetus leucocephalus (bald eagle) is the source of this 2987-nucleotide messenger RNA. It is a transcript of the gene GABPB1, whose product is annotated as GA binding protein transcription factor, beta subunit 1. Gene Ontology annotation, cellular component: nucleus. Bases 121 to 1308 code for a protein of 395 amino acids. The record is from RefSeq and is a predicted model, not a curated record. Gene Ontology annotation, molecular function: protein binding; transcription cis-regulatory region binding. The transcript has 10 exons. Lineage: Eukaryota; Metazoa; Chordata; Aves; Accipitriformes; Accipitridae. Gene Ontology annotation, biological process: positive regulation of transcription by RNA polymerase II.
GUUGAUCUCUUCGCUGGCAUUUUGGAUAAGUGAAUGUAGUGCCUUUGGGUGUGUGACAUAGCAGCCAUGAUGUAGUACCAUCUGAAAGCUGGACAAAGCUACAGAAGGUUGCGGUAUCAGAUGUCACUAGUAGAUUUGGGAAAGAAACUUUUAGAAGCUGCACGAGCAGGUCAAGAUGAUGAAGUUCGCAUUUUGAUGGCCAAUGGAGCACCUUUUACCACAGAUUGGUUGGGAACAUCUCCACUUCAUCUAGCAGCACAGUAUGGACACUACUCAACAACAGAAGUGUUGCUGCGAGCAGGUGUAAGUCGGGAUGCUAGAACCAAAGUGGACAGAACUCCAUUACAUAUGGCAGCAUCAGAAGGCCAUGCCAGCAUAGUAGAAGUCUUACUUAAGCACGGUGCUGAUGUCAAUGCGAAGGACAUGCUCAAAAUGACUGCGCUUCACUGGGCUACUGAACAUAACCACCAAGAAGUUGUAGAACUCUUGAUAAAGUAUGGAGCAGAUGUUCAUGCUCAGAGUAAAUUUUGCAAAACGGCAUUAGAUAUUGCAGUAGACAAUGGAAAUGAAGACCUUGCAGAAAUAUUACAGAUUGCAAUGCAGAACCAAAUCAAUACGAAUCCAGAGAGUCCGGACACUGUGACAAUACAUGCAGCAACACCACAGUUCAUCAUUGGACCUGGAGGGGUGGUGAACCUAACAGGUCUGGUAUCUUCUGCAAAUACAUCAAAUGGAACAGAUGAAACAGGAGUGUCUGCUGUACAGUUUGGAAAUUCAUCAACAUCAGUAUUAGCCACAUUGGCAGCUUUAGCAGAAGCAUCAGCUCCACUGUCUAAUUCUUCAGAAACACCAGUUGUGGCCACAGAAGAAGUUGUGACUGCAGAAUCUGUGGAUGGUGCUAUUCAGCAAGUUGUCAGUUCUGGAGGUCAGCAAGUUAUUACUAUAGUUACAGAUGGCAUUCAACUUGGUAAUCUGCAUUCAAUUCCAACCAGUGGAAUAGGGCAACCAAUCAUUGUGACCAUGCCAGAUGGGCAGCAAGUAUUAACAGUUCCAGCAACAGACAUUGCUGAAGAAACUGUGAUAAGUGAAGAACCGCCAGUGAAGAGACAGUGCAUUGAGAUUGUUGAAAAUCGUGUGGAGUCUGCAGAAAUAGAAGAAAGAGAAACUCUUCAGAAACAGCUGGAUGAGGCAAACAGAGAAGCACAAAAAUAUCGUCAGCAGCUUCUAAAGAAAGAACAAGAAGCAGAGGCCUAUCGGCAGAAGUUAGAGGCAAUGAACCGCCUCCAGACUAAUAAAGAAGCUGUUUAAUAAAAAAUGAACACACUGCAAAGCCUGUUACUUGCAAAAACCUGCAGUACAAUCUUGAACUGUACGCUAUAUAGGUACAGACACAGGAUUACAUGAUAGAGAAGAUGCUACAAGUUGAUAACUGGACUUAAGCCGUGAGCUCUGAUGAAUUUCUUGUAACAUAAAAACUCUGAAUUUAGAAAUUGUGAAAAGUAUUUAAAAUGAAAUACUGUAAAUAGUUGUUUUUUUUACAGUUUCAAAAUGAGUUGAUAAAUCUUUUUGAAGGGAUCCAGAAACACGAGAAGCCAAUGUUUUUGUGAAAUUUUUGAUUUUAGUAUGAAACUAACUUCUGAAAAACAGAACAGUUUUAAGGGUGAUGUUGUUGAUUUAAGCUGACAACUUGAAAAUGAAUUAUGUGACAAAAUGAAUUAACAGUUAUUUCUACAUAGUAACAACUUAAACUUCUCUGCAUAAGACAUUUCCAGGUGGAAAUCUUUGUACAGCUUUAAGUAGUUGUCUCAGAUUCUCUGAAAACCAUUUUUGGUUUUUUUUUUAUUUUAGGUGGUGAAAUUUUUAUAUUUAAUUUCAGAUAUAUCCAAGUAGAUUUACAUGUAUAUGAAGCUGAUAUUUUUUAAACUUUUCAGUUUGUACAUAUGCUGCAUGUUUUUAUAAUUUCUACACAUACAUCUUGCAUAGGUAUUUUUCAGCAAAGAUGAGAAAAACUAUGAGGAAAACGUUUAGCCUAUAGGUCAUUUGAAGUAAGCUAGCAGCCAGUUUUAUUGUGGAUGGUAUAUUUCUUGGAAGAAUGUAAUUUGUAAUUAAAAAGAACAAAACAAAAAAAAUCUUAAUUUACACAUUAGAGGCAAUUUAAAAUUUGGUAGUGGAGGCAUUGAAACUUCACUUUGUGUGUCUUACAAUUUUCCUGUACAAACAUUUUGAAGUUCAGUAAUGAAUAGAAAAGAAUGUCUCCGCUGGAACACAAAUACUAGUUCUUUUAGAAUAUUCCUAUUGAUCUAUUUUCCCCAAUAGCCUUGAAAUUAUUUCAGUGAUACAUUUUUUUCUAAACGGACUUUUGCAUUUUAAUUAUGCAAUUGGACAAGUAAUUUUUUUAUGUUGUAGUGAUGCUGCUCUUACCUAGCAUCAUUGUUCUUCACUGUGAUACUGUGUUUGUGUGUGUCUGUGCAGUGAUCUAUUACGCUUAGGAUUUAUAUAGCACGUUACAUCUUCAGAGCAUUGUAGAAUCUUUUAAAAAAAACCCUUACUGUACUGCCUGAGGCAGGUAAGUGAGUGUUAUUGUCUCAAUUUUAUAACUGGUAUAAGUGCAACACAGGGAGUGCUAAAUGACUGGCCCAAGACCACAUGAAUCUGUGGUAGACCUGGGAACAGAUCUCAGGAGUUCCUGGCUUCUAGUCCUGUGCUUAGACUGAGCUGCCUUAAGAUUGUUCAGUGCUGUGUUACAUUAAAUUUGCAACUACUGUGCAGAUUCCUUUUUUGUAAGAUAAAACUCUGUGCUUUGCUUUGUUGUUCCAUGUUUCACUGCUUUUAUGGAAUUGUUUAUAUAAACUUAAGCAAAAAGUCUAGUUUACCUAUACUGUACACAGAAGAAUUACCCUUAAAACUGUACUCUGGCCUACUUUUUCUAUUUUACAAUUAAAUAUCUUUUCCACAUAUAUAGAGUGUAGAAUCAAUUCCAUUUCAAU